Molecule: messenger RNA, 1407 nt
Organism: Effrenium voratum
Lineage: Eukaryota; Dinophyceae; Suessiales; Symbiodiniaceae
Source: the annotation of a GenBank genome assembly
AUGGUUUGUUUCUACAAUCCGCCGAGGGAUCCGCACCUAUCUCGUUCCGCCCCUAUCUCGUUCCGCGCCAUGGAGCCAAAGUUCGAGUACCUCGUCGUGGGCGCCGGGCCUGCGGGUCUCGCCGCGGCCAACGCCUUGGCGGCUGCCGGCGCGGCCUCGGUGGCGGUCUUCGACGCCCGGAAGCGGCCGGAGGAGGUCUUUGGGUCCUACCCGGUGGUGCUGAACGCGCGGGGCCUCGCGGCUCUGGAGGCCGUCGGCGUGGACGCCAAGGAGGUGGGCAUGGAGGUGAAGGAGCUGCACAUCGUCCCGGAGAACCGCACGGUGGCGCAGGUGCGGGCCUAUGGCACCUGCAUCAUGCGGGAUCAAACCGCCAAGUUGCUGCUGGAUAAGGCGGAGGCCAACGAGAAGAUCAGCUGCUUUUGGGAGCACAAGCUCAUGGACCUGGACCUGACCACCAAGACCUGCACCUUUGAGCUGGCCGAUGGCUCCCAGAAGGCGGUGGUCGCAGAGCGCCUCGUGGCCGCAGAUGGCAACCGCUCCAAGGCGCGGCGCUUCUGCGAGGAGAAGAUCGAGGGCUUCACGGCGGAGCUCAUCCCGUGGGGGUUUCAGCUGCGGUUCAUGAACUCCCAAGGCGUCCCUGGGCAGACAGCGGUGGACCCUGCGAACCACUUCGUUUUGGGCGACAAGGGCUAUGUAUGUCAGCAGCCUGAUGGUGUGUGGAGCAUUUCCUUGCGCGUGCUGGAAUCAGACCCUGCAUUCCUCACCAGCAAUGAAGCAACGGAAGAAAACAUUCAGCAGCUGAAGGAGUACGUGCAAACACAUGCCAAGGUUGUGGCAGACAAUCUUUUGGAUGAUGAUGCAUACAAGAAGUUCUACGAGUGUCGUGCCUUUGAUGGUGUGGUCGUGAAGUGCUCUUCCUUGAACCCAGCCGACUGGAUUUGCAUCAUAGGGGACGCAGCCCAUGCAGUGCAGCCAGCAACGGGAGAAGGCAUCAACUCCGGGCUGGAGGACGCAGCAGUCCUGGGAGCGAUGCUCAAAGAGACGCCGGAGGAUCCCUUCGGCGCCUUCGACGCGCGGCAGCGGCCCAACGCCCACGCCCUGCAGCAGUUGGCCCUGAAGGCGGCGGAGCGCGUGAACAAACCCCCGCCGCGCCAGCAGGCGGUGAAUGUCAUGGUGACCAUCGGGCUCCAGGUGGCGAAGAAGCUGCACAUCAUCGAGGGCACAAAUCAGGACUUCUCCAUCGGCGAGAAGGCGAAGACCAGCAGCAAGUCCUAUUCUGAGCUCAUUGACAUGGAAGCUCGGCAGACCAAGGGCCUCCGGCCAGUCGCGAACUUCCUGGCCACGCUCUUCCGCGUGCCCAAGGAGUACCCGAAGGAGGAGGACAAAGUGACCCGCAGGUGCGCAUGA